AUGAAGGAUCCGCAGCUCACAGCCAUCAAAGCACGCCUAUGGCCAAAGAAGAAAGAGAGCAAACAAUCCAAAGACGAGGCUAGAGUGGCGGAAAAGACAGCCAAGAAGCCCCUAGCCUCUGCUGCCAUAUGCGCCAUCCCACAUCUGACCGAAGCAGAGAGAAUGAGGCAGUCACCGUUCGAGAGGGUCGUCUACGACAUGGCCCACAACGAAAGGAUCGUCAACGACCUGAUGCUCGGGAGAAGAGUUGGCUUCUACGAGCUACGCGGAGAGAUCGGGCAGGGAAAUUUCUCCACUGUCAGGUUGGGCAUCCACGCCUUGACCAAAGAGAGAGUUGCUAUCAAAAUCAUGGAUAAGCUGCGUCUGGACGAGAGGAGCCAGCCCAUGACUUCCUCCGAGAUCAGCUGCAUGGAGAAGCUGUGCCACCCAAACAUAGUGCGGCUGUACGAGGUGAUGGAGACCAGCAGGAAGCUCUAUCUGGUGAUGGAGUACGGCAGCAGUGGAGACCUGUUCUCGAGGAUCACCACCAGGGGGAAGCUUAACGAUCUGGAAACCAAGCUAGUCUUUGCACAAGUCAUGUCUGCUGUUAAACACAUGCAUGACAACAACAUUGUCCACAGAGACAUUAAGGCGGAGAACAUCUUCUACACAACCAGCUACUGCAUCAAGGUCGGAGAUUUCGGCUUCAGCACAGAGAACGGCCCGAAUGAUCUCCUCACCAACUUCUGCGGCUCACCACCGUACGCUGCUCCCGAACUGUUUAAGGAUAAAGGCUAUGUUGGAUGCUAUUCAGACACCUGGGCCUUAGGUAUUCUUUUGUACUUCAUGGUGACGGGCACUAUGCCCUUUUAUGGGGACAAGCUUGGGAGGCUGAAGCGCUGCAUCCUGCAGGGGGCCUACACCAUCCCUGAUUAUGUGCCCCAUCCAUGCCAACUGGUGAUUAAAGGCAUGCUGCGGCCUGUGCCUGUUGAUCGCUCGUCUCUCACACAGAUUACAAACAGCGCUUGGCUGAAGGGGAUUGAGUAUCCUCGUCCGUAUGUCUUGUUGCCCAUGUCCCCGGCACACUUCGCCCAGACCAACCAGGCUCUGUGUGUGGAGGAGCAGGAGGUGAAGACUUUGCUGUCAGAUCUUGGUAUUGUGAAAGUCCAUUUCCAAAACAAUCCCUGCUUAGACUGUAGGAGCCCAUUGACUGGGACCUACCGGAUCCUUCUCCAUCGGGUCCAGAAGAGGAGGACAGUGGAGGCAGUGGGUUAUUCAGCGCUUCACCCUGAUGAGUACGGGAGUCCAAAGAGGUGGACUGUAGCACCUGUGGUUAAACACGAUCCCUCGGCGGUCUGUGUUGUAUUGUGAGGAGACUUAACUGGACUGGACUUGCUUUGAUUGUGGCACUUUAUCACAAACAUAUGUAUCCAUGUGCUCACGGACCCUUUGUCAUUCAAUUCAGGCUCCCUUUAUCUGGGAGGCAUUAUGUAACAUAUUGAGACGCACUCAAGUUGUGCAAUGCUUGAUCGAAAUGGCAAACAAAUGGAGGUUGAGGUCGGAGUCGGGGGGUUGUUCUGUCCCAGAGUGUAAGUCUUACUAAACUAAUUAUAGUUUAUGGACUAGGACACCUCUCUUAAGUAAUUUGCUAUGGCUUUGUGUUCUGAUCAUUACAUCACCAACAAAGGCUUACUGACGCACGACAUUCAGCAAUCACUGUAUGGCCAUCAGCAUCUUUCAAUCCCUCUUAAUCAGUACAUACAUCUACUGAACUAAUCCAGGGCUAAUGGUAAUCCUAAUAAGAUAGACAGUAAGAACAUGCUUGGGUAACAGAAAUGAAGCCUGAGACUAUGGAAUAACGUCCUGGGAAAAGGUUACACCAGGCAAAGAACAAAAUUAGGACCACAUGAGGCCAGAACAAAAAAACUAAAUGUAAAAACAGUCUACAGCAAACCUAAAGGUGUUUUUUUUGUUCAAAACAAAAACGGAUGCUUAAAAUGCCUUAAUUUAUAAGGAUAUGUAUUAAAAAUGUUUGUAAAUAUUAGGCAUAUUUUAUGAUUGUCACAAGAAGUGUGGAGCACACAGAUUGUUUAACAUUUUGCGCAAU
Molecule: messenger RNA, 2086 nt
Organism: Anoplopoma fimbria (sablefish)
Lineage: Eukaryota; Metazoa; Chordata; Actinopteri; Perciformes; Anoplopomatidae
Product: serine/threonine-protein kinase NIM1
Exons: 4
Coding region: 1-1350 (449 amino acids)
Biological process (GO): protein phosphorylation; microtubule cytoskeleton organization; intracellular signal transduction
Cellular component (GO): cytoplasm
Molecular function (GO): ATP binding; tau-protein kinase activity; protein serine/threonine kinase activity
Source: RefSeq, a predicted model, not a curated record